AUGAUGGCAAUGUCUCACCCUGGACAACUUGGAUGGCUGAUAUCAGUCUACUUGGAACAGGUUUAUUACUCAACACAUUCGUUUGUGGUGGACAAGCAUCAGGGAAAAAAGGCCUGCGCCCCUGCACAGUGGCCCCAGACGGCCCGAUUGCAGGAUACAGCAGCAUUCAAUCUCCCGCAAGGGAGCGAUUCAUCAGACGUGCUGGCUGUCACGCAAUGCUGGUCAUUGCUACAUGAUUCGCAUAAUCACACUGCAUUAACGGCUGUAGUCAUAGUAUAA
Molecule: messenger RNA, 279 nt
Organism: Aspergillus niger
Lineage: Eukaryota; Fungi; Ascomycota; Eurotiomycetes; Eurotiales; Aspergillaceae
Exons: 2
Coding region: 1-279 (92 amino acids)
Source: RefSeq, a predicted model, not a curated record